This is a messenger RNA of Drosophila innubila, 1510 nucleotides long. RefSeq names its product O-glucosyltransferase rumi (gene rumi). The coding region runs from base 39 to 1265 and encodes 408 amino acids. The transcript has 2 exons. Gene Ontology annotation, molecular function: UDP-xylosyltransferase activity; UDP-glucosyltransferase activity. NCBI's taxonomy places the organism in Eukaryota, Metazoa, Arthropoda, Insecta, Diptera, Drosophilidae. The record is from RefSeq and is a predicted model, not a curated record. Gene Ontology annotation, biological process: protein O-linked glycosylation; positive regulation of Notch signaling pathway. Gene Ontology annotation, cellular component: endomembrane system.
CUCUGCUGAAAGCGGCAGGUUGUUAGUUUAUUCGAAGGAUGCGCAGAAAUGUUUUAUUAAUUUGCUUAAUAACAAUAAGUUUAAGCAAACCGAACAUCGGGACAACAGAAGAGCAAUGUAGCAGCGCAGAGCAUAAAACAUGCCGCGGAUCCGAUGCAAUCGACGCAGAAUUUAGUAAAAUAACGCGUCGAAUUCAGAAGGCUCUGGCCAGCUAUGAGCCAUGCAGCAGAGAUGGAAGUGACGCCAAUUGCACCUGCCACGUUGCGGUUCUCAAACGGGAUCUGGCGCCCUACAAAUCAACAGGUUUCAGUCGAAAAAUGAUUGAGGACGCAGCGAAGUUUGGAACGCAAUAUAAGAUAUAUGAGAAGCAGCUUUAUCGGGACGCCAACUGCAUGUUCCCCGCCCGCUGCCAGGGUAUAGAGCACUUCCUGUUGCAGCUGCUUCCGGAGUUGCCCAACAUGGACAUGGUGAUCAACACUCGGGACUAUCCACAGCUGCAUUCCAGUUGGACUCGCGCCGGCCCGGUUCUCUCCUUCUCCAAGACCAAUGACUAUCGCGAUAUUAUGUAUCCAGCUUGGACGUUUUGGGCAGGUGGACCAGCCACAAAGUUACAUCCCACGGGUAUCGGACGAUGGGACUUAAUGCGCGAAAAGCUGAAGAGUCGCGCCUCAAGCAUUCCCUGGCAUGAGAAGCAGGAGAUUGGUUUCUUUCGCGGCUCACGUACAUCUGAUGAACGGGAUUCGUUGAUUUUGCUAUCUCGGCGUAAGCCUGAGCUUGUGGAGGCGCAGUAUACAAAGAAUCAGGCGUGGAAGUCACUGAAAGACACGCUUGACGCUCCGCCAGCAGCUGAAGUGUCCUUUGAGGAUCAUUGCAAAUACAAAUACCUGUUCAAUUUUCGCGGAGUGGCGGCCAGCUUUCGUCUAAAGCAUCUCUUCCUCUGCAAGUCCCUUGUCUUUCAUGUGGGUGACGAGUGGCAAGAGUUUUUCUACGAUCAGCUGAAGCCAUGGGUGCACUAUGUGCCCCUCCAAAGUUAUCCCAGCCAGGAGCAAUACGAAGAACUGCUUAUCUACUUUAAAAAGAAUGACGUCAUGGCACAGGAAAUAGCUCAACGUGGACACGACUUCAUCUGGCAGCAUCUUCGGAUGCAGGAUGUUAAAUGUUACUGGAAGAAUCUUCUCAAACGCUACGAAAAGCUUAUGAAAUACGAGGUGCAACCAGAUCCUGAAUUGAUACACAUUGGUGGACCCACCAAGGAUGAACUAUAGUUCUUUAAGAUCGGAAUCUCUAAAUUAUACAAGCAUUGUAAAUGUAUUUAAUAGAUUUUUUAUUUAUAAAUAUAUAAAUGCAACUUGGACAAUGUAACUAUUGCAAUAUACUUGACCGCUUUGGCAACUUUGUUUUUAGGUGGUGAUGAUGAAGGCUUAAUAUUUCCAUCAAUACGAAUUUUUAGAAGAUUGUAAGGGUGAAUGAAUAAAUGAUGAAGUUUGUAUAUGUAUUUAGAACUCUUAAA